AUGUUAACAUGUGCUGUAAGAGGAUGUUUCAAAAGAGGGCGGUACCAGAAGAACUGUACCUACGUCCACGCCGUCCGCAAAUUAGCCAAUCUUUUCUUCAAGCGUUUCGUCACCAUGUGGCAAUAUAUAGACUUCCUCUAUUACAAAAGCCCAGACGGUAAAAACUUCCGGAAAUUCCUUAAGGUUGCGCUUGACUUCUCCAGACAGGUGAUCGUUAAGAGGCAAGCAAAGAGAGGACAAGAGAGGGUGUUUCGUGAUCUCUUGGAUAUUUUAAUAGACGCCCGGGAUGAUGACGGACAAGGCCUGAGCGAGGAAGAGAUUCAGAACGAAGUAAACACAUUCAUGUUUGGCGGGUACGAAACGACCAGCACGGCAGCCACGUGGGCCAUCUACUGCUUGGCCCAGUAUCCGGACUACCAGGACAUCUGCAGGAAGGAGGUUGACGAUCUGAUGAAUGCAAAGGGCACUGACGAACUUGACUGGACUGAUAUGAGUUCAUUGCCUUUCUUGACCAUGUGCAUCAAGGAGAGCCAGCGACUUUAUCCCACUGUGCCCUUCGUAUUCAGACGCCUUACGGAGCCACUGGUCCUCAGCGACGGGAGAGUCAUCCCAACAGAUACUACGGUGUAUAUUUCGAUGAGCGGACUGCAUCUGAACCCUACGGUAUGGGACAGUCCGCAGGUGUUCAGCCCCGAGCGGUUCUCCCCGGAGAAUUGCGUCAAUCGCUCCCCUCAUGCCUUCCUACCGUUCUCUGCUGGACCAAGGAACUGUCUCGGACAGCAAUUCGCCGUCUUCGAGCUGAAGACGACCUUUGCCCUCCUGCUACGCCAUUUUGUUUUCGAAGCAGACGAGAGUAAGAAAAUCAAACUUGUCAACGCUGGAACUCUCCGGAGUGAGACGGGGAUUCAUGUUCUGAUGAAACCUAGAAAGCUGGAUGGGAAAGCUGCCUAAAGUAUAAAUCAGGUGUAGUAAUAGCACACGUGGUUCUUGCUUCUGAUGUUGUGUUUAAUUUUGGAAAUCUCCAAACAUAAUAUGAAUCAUGAUGUUGUAAUACUGGGAGACUUUGAGAUGCUGGUGGCAGCAGACACAAACGGUCCUUUUUUGCGGCUCUGAGCUGCGCGCACCUUUAUGGAGAAAUUUCGACAACGUUGCCAUUUCUACACCUUAUAAUAUUGUAAUACAAACAAGGAGAAGUUUGCGGAAGUAAGCAAGACAAGUUCUCAAGAACAAUAACUAAGUAGGAUUUAAAUCUGUGCAUGGUGGGAAUACGAUUUGGAAAAGUUUGCGGUAACACCAUGUAAUGAAUAACCAAAAUAUGUAACACUCACAUGGUGUUAUCGGAAACAAGACAUAUUGAUACCUCAACAAGCAAUGCAUCAAAAGUUGCAUCGAUACAAGCUCAUCACAGUUAAGCCUUUUUGUUUUUGCAAACUACUAUUUACGAAGAAGCCAAAGUUCUACACUCGGUAAAAAAAUAAUGAUAUGAAAACAACUCAGCUAGCGAUGAGCCCACUUCGAUCGGGCUUUUUAAAACACACACAGUAUAUGACGAAGUUCAUGAUCAAAGCAGAGCGGGGGAAAAAGACAAUAAUACCCCGCAGGAAAUUUCACAACGAUCUCACAGCCGUGCAGAAAAUUAUCAGGUAAAGGUGUCCGACAUUAGGUAGCUUAUUUUCUCUCCAUAGGUAAAUAUUUACCCCCAGCUAGGGUUCUUCUUUGUAGCAAAAAAAAACACGAGGAGAGUAGUAUACAAAGCUUAAUUCAAUUAUGUAUGUUCAUGACUGUGUGAAAAGUGAUACUCAAUAUGCAUAUCGGGCUACUUUCCAGGGGAAAAUAACCAAUCAACUUGAAAGCUUUGCUCUCCAGAUGAUCAUCUGCCUUAAAAAGAUGUCACAAAAGGAUGACACAACAGGGGUCUGUAUAUUGGGAUAGUAUAUUUGCUAAAGGUAAUCAUUUUAUACGGGUUUGGGUAUAUUAAUGUUAGUUCGGUUUUUUUGUUUGUUUUUUUUUUUUUUAUUGUUAGUUUGGACAAUAUUGCAAAUGCUAGGAAAUUGUGCAAGCCUUUGUUUUAUUUAAGUAUUUAAAGUUAUUCUUUAUCGGUUUUAAAUUUCCUUAAUGCGAAAAUUCCAUCAAAAUGAUAAUAUGGUAAGGUUGACCAAAUAGGGCACGGAACGAAGAAGAUUGGCGUUGUUUGUUUAUGCACAAUGGCCGAGGCAAUUUACAGGCUGCCAGGUGUCUAGGAAGUCGCCCAGAGAAGAGCGGCAGUAAAGUGUAUCAUUUCAUCUUUUACUUUGAGAUUUCUAUUAAAUUUGUGUAAACAAAAACA
Molecule: messenger RNA, 2326 nt
Organism: Asterias rubens (European starfish)
Lineage: Eukaryota; Metazoa; Echinodermata; Asteroidea; Forcipulatida; Asteriidae
Product: cytochrome P450 4F12-like
Exons: 6
Coding region: 1-951 (316 amino acids)
Molecular function (GO): iron ion binding; oxidoreductase activity, acting on paired donors, with incorporation or reduction of molecular oxygen; monooxygenase activity
Source: RefSeq, a predicted model, not a curated record